AUGCCACAAGGAAGCGGUUUCCACCCAUUUGGUGGCAGGGUAUCCAAGCAUUUCGGCGAUACGCUUUCUCCUGAAGAUCCAUAUCUGAGUUUGACAAGGGAAGAUGUUGAUACGCUGAAGAAUGACUGGCUCACGGAUAAUAUGAUAGCCUUUUGGCAAGAAUAUCUCGAGAACGAAUAUCUUAAAAAAUACCCGUCCUCGAAUAUCGUCCUCCUCCGACCCUCCAUGUCCUUUAUGCUAAGAAUGCAACCCGACCCCGCUGCGCUCCGUUCUGCUCUUCCAAAUUUCGCACGCACAACACACAUCUUCCUGCCCAUAAACGACAACCGCAACGUCUCGCAGGCAGAAGGCGGAUCUCACUGGUCACUCCUCCUCGUCUCGGUUAUCGACGGCGUAGCCUUCCACUAUGAUUCGCUCUCAGCAUCGAAUUUCGAAGAAGCGCGCAUGACGACACAUAAGAUGGCUCAACUGCUAGGUCGACCGUUGAGUUUUCUCAAUCUGCAAGAUUCGCCGCAGCAGCAGAAUGGUAGCGAUUGUGGGGUUUACGUGUGUAUCAUCAUGCGCCAUUUGUUGUUAAAACGAUUGUUGGCCGCGAAUGCGAAGGAAAAGGUCAGUAUGAGUAUGGGGGGAAAAUUGGUGGAUGCGAAUGGGGCACGGAAGGAAAUGUUGAAGAUUAUCGAGGGGUAUAGGAAAGAGGGAGAGAGAAGGAGAUCACACGAUGAAAGUCGCAGUUCCUCCCCCUACCAAAAGAAUAAUCGAAGUCCUCCAAGAAUCGACUCAUAA
Sclerotinia sclerotiorum 1980 UF-70 is the source of this 783-nucleotide messenger RNA. RefSeq lists its product as hypothetical. The record is from RefSeq and is a predicted model, not a curated record. Lineage: Eukaryota; Fungi; Ascomycota; Leotiomycetes; Helotiales; Sclerotiniaceae. Gene Ontology annotation, biological process: proteolysis. The coding region runs from base 1 to 783 and encodes 260 amino acids. Gene Ontology annotation, molecular function: deNEDDylase activity; cysteine-type peptidase activity. The transcript is spliced from 6 exons.